This is a messenger RNA of Cotesia congregata, 792 nucleotides long. The record is from the annotation of a GenBank genome assembly. Lineage: Eukaryota; Metazoa; Arthropoda; Insecta; Hymenoptera; Braconidae.
AUGAAAUUGCAGUGCCACCUUUAUGAAGUAGUGAAUAUCCAGUCGCCAAAACUUCAAAAGCGAUCUGUUGAAGCGGGUCAUCACAUUAAAAUUCAAGCUUUUAGUCAUGAAAUUGAACACUACUUGACUCCUUUGAAUGACCUGUUUGCAACAGAAAACACUCCGAUCAAAGAAGCUAUGUAUGAUUCGAAAAAAAGAAAAUUAGUAGUCAGAAGAUCUUCUGUAAGUAUGGCAAUGGUAUCUCAACAUAUUUAUCAAGAAAAAUCUUACAGGAUUACUUUGUCCGUCAAAAUUCAUAGGGGGCGCAGAGAAAUAAGCGGAAUCAUCGGAUACAAAAAUUGGCAUGUAAGUCCAAUGCCUGAACGACUCAGAAGGUCACUCAACCAAAAUCGAUCCAACAGAUCUGUUGAUGAUGAAAUCGAUUCUGACGAUAUAGACAAAUCAUACCAUAUUAUUUCUCAACUACCAAACACUGACGGUCAAAACUUGAUGGCUCCAUUGUUCAGCGUGCAAAGAUCAGAACGUUCUGCAGAACAACAUAAAGUUGCGUAUAUUGAAGUUCUUGUUAUUGUAGAUUUCUAUUCCUUCAAAUUAAUGAAUUUUAAUAUGAACAAAACUAUUACAUACGUUCUUGCGAGUUGGAAUAGUGUAGAUACUUUGUAUAGAGAUUUUGAAAAUCCUAAGAUCAAGAUCAGCAUCGCUGGAAUAAUUGUAGCUCAGGUACUGUUUUUACUUUUUUGGCACUAUAUUGGCCCUAUUGAAGCACCCUAUCCAUCGAAUUUGUCUGCAUAA